AUGUUGCUUUCACGGUGCGGCAGCUGUGGCACCGGCGCCUACUUGACGGCCCAUAGAAGGAACGCAGAUGGCCGCAGUGCUGCUAGAGUUUCUCUCUGGCCAUGCUCCCACCCGCACAGCCUUGGUGUUUCAGGCUCGUGGCCACUGCGUUGCUCGUCGGUUCACUCUUCUGAGACGGAGGAGCGGCGUGUCACUAAAAAGAGAAGUAAGGAGGAAUGGGAGGCGUUGAAGGCAGAGAUCGCGCACAUGUUCCAACCUCUUGUUCGCAACCUAACCCAGAUUUGUUCAACCCGCCAAGCUUUUGACCUUGAGGACUACCAAAUCGGCAUGCUUUUUGGUGCAUUUCUUGGGUGCGUUGGCUGUUACCAGCUGUGGAAGACGGCUCCUUCGACUUUCGUGGAUGUCACACUAGCUUUCUUGUUCUAUAAGCUCAGCAUUGUAUCCUCGGAUCUACGUCAAAACCGCAAGUCAAACAGCUUGACCACCCGGCUGAAAUUUGGUACCAUUCUUUUCAUGGUUUUGAAGGAUAUCAAGAAAAGCUAUGUCCUCCUGGAUGCUGUUAGGAUGCCAGUUUUCCUGCUAUACAUCUAUGCGUUCCUGUUUGAUGUCGCUGGCGUGAAGAAGUAUGGAAGAAGAGCUCUGAUUUCCCUGGUUAAUUUGCUGAAGAUGAGAGGUGGCCUUCAAGAAAUUCACAGGAUAAUGUGGUCUCCUGGUUACGUUUCUCCCUAUGAAGACGCUUCCGAGUGGUCAGAUGUUUUGAGUGCAUGAGGUGCGAGCAGACCCUCUUAGUUCUCUUUUGGACGGGUGGAGAUAUUUGGAAGCAGUUCUUAAGUAUUUGCACGGAAACGGCUGGUAUAUGAAGGGAUUUGGUAUCGUAGAGUUCCAUGGGCGUAUGCCUCUCGUUCCAGACUCAGGUGAAGCAUUUGUGGUAGUUGUCACUAGUUGGGAAGUUUUGGAGCCUUUGUGUAGUGGUUAUCUGGAAAAGUACUCGUAGUAUAGAUGUAGAAAACGAUCUUCCGUCCACAGCCCGUCUUGAUCGAGAGCCUAAGUAUGCAGAAAAUUGUUCCUAAUGUUCAUGAGGGACUGGCUUAGUGGGGCCUGAGAGUCACCCAACUGAGGAUGUUGGUCCAACAAGAACGUGUGAUCAAAAAAAUUCAUGCAUGCUUUCGAUAGCAUGGUC
Messenger RNA from Lolium rigidum, 1180 nucleotides. RefSeq lists its product as uncharacterized. The transcript is spliced from 5 exons. The record is from RefSeq and is a predicted model, not a curated record. Lineage: Eukaryota; Viridiplantae; Streptophyta; Magnoliopsida; Poales; Poaceae. The coding region runs from base 1 to 768 and encodes 255 amino acids.